Anguilla anguilla (European eel) is the source of this 2684-nucleotide messenger RNA. Its product is annotated as U5 small nuclear ribonucleoprotein 40 kDa protein-like. The record is from RefSeq and is a predicted model, not a curated record. NCBI's taxonomy places the organism in Eukaryota, Metazoa, Chordata, Actinopteri, Anguilliformes, Anguillidae. Bases 176 to 1507 code for a protein of 443 amino acids. Gene Ontology annotation, molecular function: protein binding. The transcript is spliced from 11 exons.
GCCGUUGCUAAGAGACGACAGCGUUGGAUUAUUUUCCUUGUUAGCUACAGUAAUUUAUCCUGAUUGGGAGAUGUGAGACAAGACGGAGAUCUGUAACAAAACAAAAUAAACGAAUAAAAUAAACAAUAUUAUUGGAAAGCUAAAACUACUGAAUAGCUUAGAUAAUAUUGUUUAGAUGUCAGAUCUUCCAGCUGCCGCGAGGCAAAGCGUGAUGCCAUCUCCACCAACUGUGGCCAUUGACGAACUGCAUCAGAACUCGGAACCCGAAAAUAUCGUGACUGAUAUGCACAACAGUGAUAGUGACAGUGACACGGACACGGGUACAGGAACAGACAGUAUGUUAGACACAGAUUCCGAAGCAGGGAGUGACUCAGAAGCAAUAAAACACACAGACAGCACUACAUUCCCUUGCCUGACUGAAGCUGACAGCUACUCUGAAGCCUCACAUCCUGACUCAUACAAAUAUACAGAUUCAGACAAAAGCACAGACACGCAGGCCAGAACUGAAGGGGACCUCGUCAUACACUCUGUGUUGGAAUGCAAUUGUGAUGUGAUGGUCUGCCAGUUCAACAAUGAAGGGACUAUUCUGGCUGUGGGACUCUGUGAUGGAACCAUUAAAGUUUACAGUACAGAUAACGGCAGUCUAGUGAAGACCCUGAAAGAUAGUGAGAUCAUUCUCUCCCCUAUUCCUGUCACUGCCCUGCAAUUCUUUCACAGCAUUCGAGCACACAGCCUCCUGCUGGCCACUUAUGCCAGUGGGGUUGUAAGGUGCUGGUAUGUGUGGGGACAAGAAUGCAUAUGGAGCCUGAAUGAGGUGGGAGAGAGCAGUGGAAGGGAAGAGGGUCAGAGACAGACCCUCUCUAUGUCCAUCUCUUCCUCGGGUGAGAUAGCAGCUACUGGGGGCUCAGAUUCUGUAGUACAUCUUUACGACCUCCACACUCAGCAGAGAGUGCUCACUUGCAGUGCCAGUGCAAACAAAUCAAUUAUGGACGGACAUCGAUUUCGCAUUUUCGCUGUGAAUUUUCACCCAGAGAGAGAGAGAGAGUUCAUUUCUGGGGGCUGGGACAACAGCAUACAGUUUUGGGAUACCAGACAGCAGCACUCUGUCAGGAUGUUGUUGGGCCCUCAUGUAUGUGGGGACUCUUUGCAGAUUAAUCCUGUGACCAAUCAAAUUCUGUCUGGAUCCUGGAGAAAAGAUAAGGCAUUAGAGAUUUUUGAUUAUGAUUCGUGCCAGAAAAUAUCAGAGGGACCUAAUGACCCCCAUGGACAGAGCAGAAUAUACACUUGUCACUGGCUGGACCAGGACCACAUUUUGGCAGGUGGCAGCCAGUCAAACAUGCUGAGAGUCAUUGACCAUCAAACGUUGUUGUCUGUUGCUAGACUGAUUGGUCUGCCCUCAGCAGUAUUCAGUUCCUGUAUCUGUCCUGGGGGAAGGUGGAUGGGAUUAAUUGCAGCCUCUUCAGGGAAAAGAAUCUUCCUAUUGAAACGGGGCUGCCUCCAGAAGUGAAGAAAAGUGAAGCAUAGAAAGUACACUUGUGCUUGGUGGAAUUGAUGUUGUUAAAAUAUUAGUUGAAGAAAAAAAGUGGAAUGUUGUGCCAGAUAUGUUAAUAUUUUGGUUUUCACAGAAGAAAAAUACUUUUGCAUGUAAAAUCUGUAUUUUAAUGGCAAACUGCUUGAGCCCAGAAUGUGAUCACAACCCCCAACAUGAUAAUUAAUUCUGUAUCAAAUUGUGAGCAGGAGGUACUGUUCUCCACACUCUUCAAGAAGGUUUUGAAUUACAAAUGAGUUAAACAUAUCUAUCCAUCGCAAAUAAUGAAAAAAACAAUGUGCAUAGACAUAUUGGACCAAUGUGGAUCUGUUACUGUUAACAACAUUUUCUGCCACAAAUCCAUGAUUAUUUGGUAAUAUUGCAUUUAUUUUAAUUGUUUAUGCUAUGUACAGUGAUUUUAAUGCUACAAGGUCUUUUGUAUACACUACUUCCAUGUCCUUAUGGUUGCAUAAGUUUGUAAGUAGCUGCAUUGCACUGACCCACUCGUUUGCUUCCUCUAUUUUUCCAAUUUGGCUGUCUCAGUAGAAAUUCAGCUAAGCUCACCAUUUGCUUGUUGGGAAACUACAUUAAAUAUAGGCAAACAAACAGCAUGUAACAAAUGUAAAGCCAACAAAAUCUCAUUUUGCAGUUAAGUUACACAUGUGAAAGUGGUAGGUCAUAACUCUGAUGCUGUAUGUGGAGUACACUCAAGGUGUGUACUCCACAUACAAUUUUGUACAAUUUUUCUGUUUAAUAGAAUACUUGGAGACUUUAGAUUUUCUGUUUUGUGCAUCAGUUCUGUAUAAGGAAAUCAAUUUAUAAAUGUGGCUCUUGGAAUAUGCUACAAAAGUAGUUUCAGUUCAUUUAUUAACUGAUGUUCAGUGAGAUUUACAAAACGUUGGUAUUUUGUUAAAUUGUUUGUAGGGAGCUUAGCUCUCAAGUAAAACACAUUCAGGGAAUCUGUUUGGUAAGUCAUUAGUUAUUUUUAUUUUUAAUUGGAAAUAUUUUUGCCCAUUGUAGAUGGUACGAAGGUUUUUGAAUUUUAAGUAUAUGUGUAUUCGCUUUAUUUUUAGAGUAAACAUACUCUUACAAGUGGUUUUAUGUUGUUUUGUUUUCAGAUUUUUCAGUCCCAUGUUUCUCAGGUGUAAUAUGCAGU